This is a messenger RNA of Tachysurus fulvidraco (yellow catfish), 5669 nucleotides long. It is a transcript of the gene jade1, whose product is annotated as jade family PHD finger 1. The transcript is spliced from 11 exons. Lineage: Eukaryota; Metazoa; Chordata; Actinopteri; Siluriformes; Bagridae. Gene Ontology annotation, biological process: regulation of transcription by RNA polymerase II. Bases 560 to 2968 code for a protein of 802 amino acids. Gene Ontology annotation, cellular component: histone acetyltransferase complex. The record is from RefSeq and is a predicted model, not a curated record.
UGGUCGGGCAUCAUAACGGGCAGCUAUAUCUCUGAGGGGGCGUGGCCUCGAAUAUUUCACUGGGUCUGUUUUUAGCAAAGAAACUGUUAGCACCGAGCUACACUGUGUUUAACGUUAUAUUUUAUAGACUAAUCGUUUGUCUUUUAUACCGUGUUGUAUUUGUGUUUGGACGUUAUGACUCGUGUUUGUAUAUCACACGCGUCUUGUUUUAAUCCCCGAAUUUAACGAAAGCAGCAUUUUUAACAGCGGUUUUGUAAACAGCGGCGUCGAUCAAAAGAUAAGCGCGAGACCGCUAUUUUAUCCGGACGCUGAUGUUUCUAGAUUAUUACGUCAUCCGGCGACUGUAGCCAAUGGCCGAGUCGCUGCAGGGUCACGUGACACAGUCAAACUCUUCCCGCUGUUUAUGUGCAGAAUAAUGAUAAAAAAAAUCUGGAUGCGUUUUUAUUUUUAAUGCAAAUUAAAAUUCACACGUUAAAUAAAAAAAUGACUAAGUCUGUUUAUACGUAAAUCUGCUGUAUAACUAGUUUGGUGAGUUAUUUGGAGACGGCGGCUGCUGACCAUGAAGCGAAGCCGUGUUCCCAGCACCAGCGAAGAGUCUGAUAAUGGAAGUAAUUGCACAUCAUGGUCUCAGAUGUCGAACUCCCAUCACAGGAGACGAGACGGGAAGAGACCUUCAGAGGUGUUCAGGACUGAUUUCAUCACAGCAAUGAAGCUUCAUGACUCAUACCAGCUCAAUCCAGAGGAUUAUUACGUGCUUUCGGACCCCUGGAGGCAGGAAUGGGAAAAGGGUGUUCAGGUCCCCGUGAGCCCCGAGUCCAUCCCUGAACCUGUAGUUCGCAUUAUGGCUGAGAAGUUAUCCAGUGUGUUGUUUACACGACCAAAGAAGCUGAUUCGCUCGUGGGGUCCGGAGGCGUCUGUGCUGGGGUACGUGGGUAUCGGGACGCUCUCUGAGGGGACGUGCCGUUAUGACCUAAACGAGGAAGAUGUCGCCUGGCUGGAGGUGGCUAACAGAGAGUUCGUUCAGAUGGGCAUGCAGCUGCUGGACGAGAACACCAUGGAGAGACUCAUGGAGGAGUUUGAGCGCCGUUGCUAUGACAACAUGAACCACGCCAUGGAAACGGAGGAGGGGCUUGGGAUCGAGUAUGACGAGGACGUGGUGUGUGAUGUCUGCCAGUCACCUGACGGAGAGGACGGCAACGAGAUGGUUUUUUGUGACAAGUGCAACAUAUGUGUGCAUCAGGCAUGUUACGGCAUCCUGAAGGUUCCAGAAGGCAGCUGGCUGUGUCGGACCUGCGCGCUGGGCAUCUCACCUAAAUGCCAGCUCUGCCCAAAGAAAGGCGGAGCCAUGAAACCCACCCGCAGUGGCAGCAAGUGGGUCCAUGUGAGCUGUGCACUGUGGAUACCAGAGGUGAGCAUAGGCAACCCAGAGAAGAUGGAGCCCAUAACGAGUGUGUCUCAGAUCCCUAAUAACCGAUGGGCUCUAAUCUGCUGCCUGUGUAAAGAGAAAACUGGAGCUUGCAUACAGUGCUCAGCUAAGAGCUGCCGCGUGGCCUUCCAUGUUACCUGCGGCCUGCAACGUGGCCUGAAAAUGAACACCAUACUUACAGAUGAUGACGAGGUCAAGUUCAAAUCCUACUGCCCCACACACUCGGGUAUGGACUGGCACGAGCAGAGUGGAUUAAUAGAUGCUAAAGGGAUAGCAGGGAGGGCAAAAGGAGCAGAUGGAGCACAGCUCAGCGAAAGAAAGCUCCGUGUGCAGCAGCUGGAGGAUGAGUUUUACAGAUUCGUCAACAUCGACGAGGUCUCCAAACACCUACAUGUGCCACUGGAGAAUGUGGACUUUGUGUUUCAGUACUGGAAGCUGAAACGCAAAUCAAACUUCAACCAGCCGCUCAUUACACCCAAGCGAGAAGAAGAGGAAAGCCUCGCUCGGAGAGAACAGGAAGUGCUGCUUCGCAGGCUUCGUCUCUUCACCCACCUGCGGCAAGACCUGGAGAGGGUGCGGAACCUGACCUACAUGGUGACCCGUCGGGAGAAGAUCAAACGGUCUGUGUGUCGAGUGCAGGAGCAGAUAUUUCAUCACCACGUCCGACUGCUGGAACAAGGAAGGCUCUCUGGCAUAUCUUCCACCAGGCAACUGGAGGAGGCCAUGUUCUACUUCCGGGUCGCACCCUCCACAUCCACUUUCCCCCAACCUCUGAGAGGGCACACGGCUCAGAACAGCGCCACUGAGCACUUACAGAGGAGGAAUGUCCCACGUCACGGACCUUCCAGACGAGGCCAAAACGAAGGGGAGAAAUCCGUUAAAAUGGAUGCCUCCCUGCUGAGUAAACUGUCCAGCUCAGAGGGAGUCCCAAAUGCUGACUGCGGUGCGAAUGAAACCGCAACGAACGAGACCGAGCGGUCUGUAGGAGAGCGGAGGAAAAGGAGGAGGAGCAGGAUUUGGGAGCAGCUACCAGAGAGAAACAGUACAGGUUCAAAGGUCACAGAUGAGACCGCGCGGAACAGUAUAAUGGAUCAUAACGCGAUGUCCGACAGCAAAGCGGCAGAAAUGAAAACUUCUGUCACGGUGCAGAAUGUGUACAAUGGUUCUCUUAGGAGGAUGAAUUCAAGUCAGCAUCAGGGAAAGAUGAUGUCAGAAAAAGCGUCCAAUGUUAAAAACUGGGGAAGUUUCCGCAUUCCAAAACGAAGCGAUAGCAAAGGAGCAGACGGAGAGCAGGAAGUGGAGGGGAGGGACUUUACUCGUUCUCAUUCCAUCAGAUCUCUAGAUUCAAGCCACACCCCUACGUCCCCUCCAAUCAGAACUCGGCUGUGGGCGGGCACGGAGAACCGUGACCUCGGCUCGGAGGCCGAUCACAGCCAAUCGGAGCAGAAGAAGAGAUGCCACACCCAGCGACUUCGGAGUCAUGACCCGGUGACACAGCGGUACUGCUCGGAGGUUCUGCGGCGUGGAGUCCUCGCGUCAUAAAAUGGCACCGUGAAAACUUUGUGAAGUUAUGUGUCAAAUAACUUUUUCUUGUGUAAUCCAAAUAAAAGCAGCGCUUAGAGGAGCCGCAUGUAAGAUUUUCCUUUGCAUUCUGACUUCAUGCAUCGGUUACAGACCUCAAACUUAGUGUUAUUUACAAAUAGUGAAGUAUUUGGUUCCUGAGUGGGUUCUUUAAACAUAAUUCCAGUCCUGGGACAUAAACAAACCAGACAGGUUGAGCAUACAGACACAUUUAUACUCAAAUAGCUUGUUGUUAGGUAAAUUUCUUGCUGUUCCUAAAAUACAGCAGACUUUGCUUCAUAGUAAUCUUACAUGUAGCUCCUUUUAAGCUUCUGUUGCCGGACAGGUAUUUAUUUUUCUAUUUCAUAUCUUUCUCGAUGCUGCUUCUUUUUAUUUCGUACUUCAUUUAGCUGGCUUUCCUAUAUUUUCCUCUCGUCGCCUGCUACGAUGCAUAGUGCACAUGACAAGGUCUCAGAGGCUGAAUGCUAAGCUUGUGAUCAAAGACAAUGAAAUUAGUUUAGCUCAUUAGCUCAUUUUUUUUUUGUUGGAAACCUGUCAGAAACAAAAACAAUCAUGAUUUUUUUCCAGAUCAUGUCAUUAUUAUUUUUUUCUUGAUAUGAAUUGCUUACAGCAGUAGUGUUGAACACUGGUCUGAAUCGAGUGAUGAAACUUGCUGACAUGUACAAUCGUGACUAGCACUUAGUUCAGUAGGUUCCAGUUCAAAGCCUAGGGAAAUCCUGCACGGCACAGAUUUGUGUUUUUUUUUCCCCUACUCCGACAUGCCUGUUAAGCCCUUUAGCUGGUCGAUUCAUGUGCGUAUUGUAGGAAAAUAUGAUAUGCUGAGGCUUUUGGGAUUGUGAACCACUGACUUUGUAACGUAUAUGCAUACACUUUAGUGGUAUUAUGUCAUAGAUAAAUUUAUCCCCUCAUUUAUCCCCUCAUUCCGCUUGUUUUCAACAUGCCCUUGUUGACCGUCUGUCCGUGUGUGUAUCAGACAGAAUACACUCAUCCUAGCAAGCACAAUUUACAUUAUUAGCCAUUUUACUGUCUAUUUGCUUUAAACUAUGCACAUAUUGGCCAAAGUGGCUGGCCUUCUAACCAGCCAACAGAUUAAACCCCAAUCUGAAUGAAGCAAAUAUUUUGAAAUGUAAAGAAUUUUAUUGCUCCUGUGUGUUUUUAAACUACUCCACUCACAAUUUCUCUAAUUUGGAAAUGCAGAGAACGUGCAGUACCUUCUGUAGCUUGUCUUCGUACAGUAUAUCAUCAGUCACACUUUACUUUAGCUCAUAAAAUAUAAGAACAAACAUUUUACAUAAAGGGGGGCAAAAAAAAUCAACGGGUGAAAGUCAACCAGGGCGUGCGGACAAACAUGUUGGAACGUACAGUAGCCUUGGCCCUCCAGUCUGGGCUUAAUUUAGUUGUAAACGCUUAUUUUUUUUUAUACCAGUAAUAAUCUCUGCAUUGUUUUCUGGGGUGGUUUGAACUAAUUCCAGGAUCUACCCCUGAAACUGUAUUUAUGAAUUAAUUUAUUUCGUGUAAUGUUUUUUUUUUUUUUUUUUCUUUUUCUUACUUCCUUUUCCUAUGUAAAGAGACUGUGGCGCUCUGUUUUGUCGUCAUGGCAUCUUUCUCUCCUCAGGUAAUUCUUUAUUUUGUGCACUUCUGUGUUCCCCAGAAUAACAACCAAGCCUGAUUCUUAAAUAAUAAUUAAAUAGUUUUACAGCCGAGAAACGACGCUCGGUGUAAGGGAAUCUACCGGUAGACCUGUUUCAAGAAAACUGACACAAAAGCGUUUUCCUCAGAAAGAAAUUCAAAUGGCUGUCACAUUAAAAUGUGUGUACACCCUGUUCCUUCACAAUAGUAAUAAUAAUAAUAAUGUUUUAUCCCAGCAUCAAGUGUCAUUUUUUGGGGCUUAUGAGCAUUUUGUUUAGAAAUUAUUAGAAAGCACUGUAACUUUAAGAUCAUCUUAUCUGUUUGAGAACAGAUUUUAAAGAUGCUCUCUUUCUUUCUCUCUCUCUCUUUCUCUCUCCCUUCCCCCCUCUCUCUCCCCCUCUCCCGUGAACCCUGUACACUGGUCUGGUGGGAUUGAUCCAUAAUCAUCAUCAGUCGUCCCUGUGUUGUUUUUGUAACUGAAUUUAACAUGUAAUACAACUAAAGAAUGAGAUCGAUCUUCAUUAAAUUCACUUCAGACAUUUUCCCACUUCCUAAAAUUGGUUUAAAAUGUCUACAAAAAGUGUCCUCCUCUUAACAGGGGUUCAUGUUGCACUAAGUUGUAAAGAACGAUUAAGAGAAAGUUAAAAAUUUGUGCCACAAAUGACUGAAAUCAUGACAAUGUAUUUUGGAAGAUUUUCUUAAACCCAAGCUUCACUACUUGUCAGCGUUGCCUUUGGUCAGUACAAAAUUAGAUUUGCACUUGGAUGUUUUCUUUAUGUUUUUUGUUUGUUUGUUUGUGUUUAUGCUAAUUGCGAGCAGACUUCUGAGAGGUCUGUGUUGAUCUUGUGCCUGUGUGGCUUUGGUUAACAUGUUGCACUAGAAUAGAGCAAUGCAGCGCAGCUUGACUAUGUUCUCUAAAAAGUUAUUUUUCACAUACAAAGAGACCUUUUAUAUGAACAUGUGCUGCUGUAUUUUUUUGUUAUGCAUCUAUUUUGUGAAUAAACCCCUUUGAGAUUAAACUAGCAAGUCUUUA